Molecule: messenger RNA, 285 nt
Organism: Yamadazyma tenuis ATCC 10573
Lineage: Eukaryota; Fungi; Ascomycota; Pichiomycetes; Serinales; Debaryomycetaceae
Source: RefSeq, a predicted model, not a curated record
AUGCAGCCAUAUUCCAGAUCAGGAGGUACAAGAAAGUGUUUCUAUGAGUUCCAAACGUUAGCUGCCUGCUAUACGUCUGCUGAUACCGUUUCCAAGAAGGAAUGUCUUCCCCAAUUCGAUGAUUACUUUGAGUGUUUGCAUGGAUACAAAGAAAGAGAAAAAGUCAGAUUAAUGUUACAACAGUUGAAAGACAAUGAAGCCUCUCAGAAAGGAAUCACUGCUUCCGAUUUAUACAAGUCUGCUGGAGCCGUUUAUGAAAACUUGGAUUUGAUCACCAAAGAUUAG